Drosophila rhopaloa is the source of this 1153-nucleotide messenger RNA. It is a transcript of the gene Ubc6, whose product is annotated as ubiquitin-conjugating enzyme E2-17 kDa. The record is from RefSeq and is a predicted model, not a curated record. Gene Ontology annotation, biological process: protein polyubiquitination; proteasome-mediated ubiquitin-dependent protein catabolic process; DNA repair. The transcript has 3 exons. NCBI's taxonomy places the organism in Eukaryota, Metazoa, Arthropoda, Insecta, Diptera, Drosophilidae. Gene Ontology annotation, molecular function: ubiquitin conjugating enzyme activity. Gene Ontology annotation, cellular component: HULC complex. The coding region runs from base 170 to 625 and encodes 151 amino acids.
UAUCGAUUCUAAGUCGAUACUAUCGAAUAGAGUCUAUACCAUUGCUGCCCGAGUUUGCCCUCAAUUAAAAAUAAAAUUACAAAAUUUCACUGUUCCGUUCGUAAAACGCAGCGCAUCGCCCAGGCGUUCAAAUUUACAUACAACACAAGUGGUAGUAUCGUUGUGAAACAUGUCAACACCCGCACGCAGACGUCUUAUGAGAGAUUUUAAAAGACUUCAGGAGGAUCCACCCACGGGUGUCUCGGGUGCGCCAACAGAUAAUAAUAUUAUGAUAUGGAAUGCUGUGAUUUUUGGUCCACACGAUACACCAUUCGAGGACGGAACCUUUAAGUUAACCAUAGAAUUUACGGAAGAGUACCCAAACAAACCGCCAACAGUUCGAUUCGUAUCGAAAGUAUUUCAUCCCAAUGUGUACGCAGAUGGUGGAAUAUGCUUGGACAUAUUGCAGAACCGCUGGAGUCCCACAUACGAUGUGUCAGCCAUACUAACAUCCAUACAGUCACUGCUGAGCGAUCCCAAUCCCAACUCACCGGCUAACUCCACCGCCGCCCAGCUGUAUAAAGAAAAUCGCCGAGAGUACGAGAAGCGUGUGAAAGCCUGCGUGGAGCAGAGUUUCAUCGAUUAGCCAUGCGCCCACUCUAGGAACAGCAGCAGCAUCAGAAGCAGGAACCACAACAGGAGCAGCAGCAAAAUCGAGGGCGGCCGCGGCUUAAAACAACAGCAAACUACAGCAACAAAAAUAUGCAAUACCAUAAAGAAGUUUAAAUUAAAUAAUAACAGAAAUAUUUAUGAUAAUUGUAAUGCUAUGAAAUUGUAACAGCGCCAACGGCACGGCACAGCAGCAUAUAUACACCCUCAACCGCUCACCGCUCAUACACCUGCGCACACCACCCGCAUCCUAUAAGCACUGGGCAGUUUUAAGUUAUUUUUGUUUGGCCGAUAGUUCCACCUUGUCCUUAACCCGAUCCCGAAAUCAGACGCAGAUCAUUGAAAAACACCAGAAAAUCCAUUGUAGCAGGAGCCGCUAGAUAAGCCGGCAGCCAGAUAUAAGACUCUCAUAAGCUAACAACUCAAAUGUUAUGAUUCAAAUAGCAGCGGCAAAAAAUUAAUAAUAAUAAAAAAAUUAUAAAAACCAUGUCAAACAAUUGCAAAA